This is a messenger RNA of Hydatigera taeniaeformis, 1239 nucleotides long. The record is from the annotation of a GenBank genome assembly. Lineage: Eukaryota; Metazoa; Platyhelminthes; Cestoda; Cyclophyllidea; Taeniidae.
CAUGUUCGCAGUUUAAAAACUAUGACUUCAGCGGAUCUGUCGAAGGCGUUUCGUGCUGAAAAUCAGGUCUCUGAUGAUGAUGAGGAAGGCAUAAGACGAAAGGAAGACGCAAUUAUUGAACUUGGAAAUGCGUACGCGAAGGAGAAGAAAGCCAAAGAACUAGCCGAUCUUAUCUUGAUUACUCGUCCGUUUUUGCAACAAAUCAGCAAAGCGAAGGCAGGUCGUUUGGUUCGAACGCUUGUUGAUCUAUUCUUGGAUUUGGAAGCUGGGACUGGGCGUGAAAUUGACUUGAUAAAGGAGUGUAUCGAAUGGGCUGGCAAUGAGCGACGGAUAUUUUUGAAACAGGCACUUGAGGCUAGACUAAUGGGUUUGUAUGCUGACAGUGAACGCUAUGUAGAUUCCUUACAACUGGGAAGUGCUUUACUUCGGGAGCUUAAAAAGCUGGACGACAAGAUCCUUCUCGUAGAAGUUCAACUGAUGGAAAGUCAGGUCUACUAUCGGGUUGGCAAUCUUCAGAAGUCUCGAGCUGCCCUAACCUCGUCUCGUACUACUGCCAACAGCAUCUACUGUCCUCCACGUCUUCAAGCCGCUCUUGAUUUACUCUCGGGCAUUCUUCAUGCUGCUGAUGAGCGAGAUUUUAAAACAGCCUACUCGUACUUUUAUGAGGCAUUUGAGAGCUACGACUCCUUCGGUUCCAGCAAAGCCGUUGAUGCCCUAAAGUACAUGUGCUUAGCAAAGAUUAUGGUCAAUUGUCCGGAAGAGGUGCCCGUGAUCCUAUCUUCAAAACUGACUUCUGGUUACAAUCAAAAGCCCAUCGAAGCUAUGCGAGAUGUUGCCAAAGCUGCAAGUGAUCGUUCCCUCGGCGCUUUCUUGAAUUUGAGGGAGGAGUACAAGAACGAGCUGCUAGGUGAUCCUGUGAUUUCACAACAUCUCAAUACUUUCUACGACACCUUGCUUGGUCAGAAUUUAACAAAGCUGAUUGAACCCUAUUCACGUGUACAAAUCGCACACAUUGCCAAGCUUAUAAAUCUACCCUUGGUACGUGAAAAUGUGGAGAAAAAACUCUCCCAAAUGAUUUUGGACAAGCAACUGAAUGGUAUUUUGGAUCAAGGCACAGGAAUGCUUGUUCUCCGCGAUGAACCCUACGAUGGACGCGAUUACAAAGUUGCUUUGGACAUUGUACAUACACUGAGCACUAGUCUGGAUUUGCUCUUUCAGAAAGCCAAGAAGCUUGCAUAG